Peronospora matthiolae is the source of this 1788-nucleotide messenger RNA. The record is from the annotation of a GenBank genome assembly. NCBI's taxonomy places the organism in Eukaryota, Oomycota, Peronosporomycetes, Peronosporales, Peronosporaceae.
AUGGACGCCUCCUCCCUCCGCACCUCCAAGUUCGAUGGAACUAACUUCCACGCCUGGAAGUUCAAGAUGCAGAUGGUGCUGGAGGAACGGGACCUAUGGGAGGUCGUCAGCGGUGAGAUCAAGGCGGAACAGUGCGAGACUCAGUUGGACCAAGCGACGUACAAGAGGAAGUCAAGAAAGGCGAUGGCAGUGAUCUGUCUAGCCAUGGAAGAUUCCCAGCUACCGUUGGUCCGGUCGGCAAGUGGUGCAUGCGACGCAUGGUCAAGGUUGGAAGACCACUUCGAGAAGAAGAGUCUUGCCAACAAGCUGUUCUUGCGCCGUCGCUUCUUCACGACAAUGAUGGAAGAAGGCGACGAUGUGCUCGAACACAUCAACAAGCUCAAGACGCUGGCGGAACAGCUAGAAGCGGUGGGGGCUCCAGUCUGCGAGGACGAUCUGGUGAUCACACUUCUCGGCAGCCUGAGUGACUCGUAUCAAUUCUUGAUCACAGCUUUGGAGUCGCGCUCAGACACUCUUAGCUGGGAGCUCGUGACGUCUCGACUGCUUCAUGAAGAAAUGAAGCGGAAGGAGCAAGGAAGUAAAGGUAAUGAAGCUUCGCAAGGUCAAGCGUUCAUCACAAGGGACAAUCAGCGCAAAGGGCGACCAGUGAAGAAGUCCUGGCCGUGCCACAAUUGCGGAAAGAUUGGUCACUGGAUGGCGGAGUGCCCCUCGCGCAUCCAAGAAAACACGGAGAGACACCGGCCACAGCGUGCUCAAGACAGCGGCGACCGCUAUCGAUCACAACGUGCAAACGUCGCUCAAGAAGAAGACUCGGGCGACUACCUCUUUUCGAUCGGUGAAACGACAUCUGCGAAAUCGAGCGACAUCUGGCUGGUCGACUCCGGGGCGACGCAGCACAUGACGUGCUUCAAGAAGUUCAUGCGGAACUACAAGGGGUUUGACGCUGUGGAUGUCCAUCUCGCGGAUGAUGGAAUCGUCCAAGCAAUCGGCAGUGGGGACAUUGUCAUGUCGAUGAAGACACCCCAAGGGAUGAAGAAAGGUGUGCUCACAAACGUGUGGCACAUCCCAAAGUUAUCCAGAAACCUGUUCUCGGUCGGCCGCUUCACCAAGGAUGUCGGCCCAGUGACGUUCACUAAGGAUGGGUGCUAUGGAGAAGCGAAAGGGACCAAGUGGAAAAUUGGUGCCCGUGAAGGUAAAGGACUGUUCAAGCUGCAAAUGACUCCAGUGGCGCCGGAACAAGCAAAUGCAGCCAAGUCGUCGGGAUGUCAAGGGGGCACCAAGUCGUACCUCUGGCACCUUCGGCUUGGCCACAUAGGUCACGAUGGACUCAAUUGCAUCGUGACGAAGAACAUUGGAAUUGGCAUCGACAUAUCUUCGGUGAAGAAGUGGGACGUGUGUGAAGGUUGUGCUCUGGGAAAACAGACUCGAGUGCGCUUCCAAUCAAACACUACAGCUCGCACCUCCAAACUCCUCGAAGCGAUUCACAGUGACGUAUGCGGACCGAUGUCGAUGGCAACUUUCAGUGGAAAACGGUACUUCGUGACAUUCAUUGAUGACAAGUCAAGAUACUGUGUCGUCUAUCUGCUCAAGAGCAAAUCUGAAGUUGCGGCGAAGUUCAUGGAAUACGCUGCGAUGGCCGAAACGCAAACCGGAAAGCGCGUGAAGUACCUUCAAAGCGACAAUGGGGGUGAAUACAAGUCCGACAAGCUGGCACGAUUCUGCGCGGAACGGGGAAUACAACAAAGGUUCACACCCCCCAUAUACUCCUCAGCUAAACGGAGUAGCUGA